This is a messenger RNA of Pieris brassicae (large cabbage white), 604 nucleotides long. RefSeq names its product cytochrome c oxidase assembly protein COX16 homolog, mitochondrial (gene l(3)neo43). NCBI's taxonomy places the organism in Eukaryota, Metazoa, Arthropoda, Insecta, Lepidoptera, Pieridae. Gene Ontology annotation, biological process: mitochondrial respiratory chain complex IV assembly. The record is from RefSeq and is a predicted model, not a curated record. The transcript is spliced from 2 exons. Bases 209 to 517 code for a protein of 102 amino acids. Gene Ontology annotation, cellular component: mitochondrial inner membrane.
AAUGUAAGGUUUCUGGUUUAUUUCGACGAUUUGAAAAUUCACAAAUUUUAAAAAACUAAAAGUUAAUUUAGAUUAAAACUAAUUAAUGAAUAAGAAAAAUAUUAUAUAACGUUAUAUUGUCUGGCAUAUAUUUUUCUUAAAAUGAUGAAAGAUUUAUUUUAAUACAUAUUACUCAGGUAAAGCUCUCAAGCAAAGUGCAAGAGUCAAGAUGAACCAACUGAGUUCACUGUCUAGGACUAUUAAAGAAUACAGUCGAAGGAAAUCUAUUAAGUAUGGUGUACCCUUUAUUUUAUUCAUAGUAGGAGGCUCUUUUGGACUUAGAGAAUGGACUCAACUUAGGUACCAAUUUUCACAAGUAAAAGGAGUAAGUAAAGAAGAAGCUGAAAAAAUGGGACUUCAUAAGGCAAGGGAGGUUACCUUGGAAGACGCUUAUGAAGAAAUACAAAACCUAGACAUUGAUAAUUGGGAAAAUAAAAGAGGACCAAGACCUUGGGAAACUAAUGGAGAACAAAAAUAAUAAUGUCCUAUUUAUUAAUUAAAUAUUAAGAUUGAAAAGAUAUAAAUGAUUAGAUAAUCUAGAUUAAAGAGUUGUGAUAUUUUUAAA